AUGCCCACCCUGAGAGAAGUAGAAGGCGCCCAUCGGGUCAAUGACCCGACAUGUGCUCCAUGCGGACCCGGCCUGACGCUCGGGGAACAACAGGAUGAGAAGGCGUCCUCCACUGCUAAGUCUUUGAUCAGGGGACUGUCGAUAUUAGAUCGAUUCCUGGCGUUGUUCGUGCUCAUUGCUAUGAUCCUUGGGGUAGUCAUCGGGGUGUAUGCGCCGGGCGCACAAGCAGCAUUCAGCGGUGCCGAGUUCGCCCACACUUCCGUCCCCCUGGCCGUCGGGAUGAUCAUCAUGAUGUGGCCACCCCUCACUAAGGUUCAAUACGAAAAGCUCCCUCGGAUCUUUACGACCAAGGCGCUGUGGACCCAGCUCCUCAUCUCCCUCCUCAUCAACUGGAUCAUCGGGCCCUUCGUCAUGCUCGCCUGUGCAUGGGCCGCACUGCCCGACCUCCCAACUUAUCGUACCGGUGUCAUCAUGGUCGGACUCGCGCGGUGCAUCGCCAUGGUCAUGAUCUGGAACACCCUCGCCGGCGGCGACGAGAACCUCUGCGCCGUGAUCGUCAUCAUCAACUCGGUACUCCAGAUCAUACUCUACAGUCCCCUGGCUGUAUUCUUCAUUCAGGUCAUAUCGAGGACCGCGUCUAUUGAGCUUGAGUAUGGAAUAACCGCCAUCGCCGUUCUAGUUUUCCUCGGCAUCCCCAUCGCUCUAGGCCUGACGACCCGCUUCCUCCUCCUCUGGACACUCGGCCGCAACUUCCUCGAAACAAAGUUCCUCCCCUACUUUGGCCCCGUCGCGCUCCUCGGUCUCCUCUACACCAUCAUCAUCAUCUUCGCCCAACAAGCGCGGCACAUUCUCGCCAAUAUCGGUCCGGUCUUCCGCGUCGUUGUACCCAUGUUCCUGUACUUUAUGGUCAUGUUCUUCGGGACGUUCGCGGCGAUGUGGUGGUAUGCGUGGAGGACGUACAAGAGGGGACAGAAGGGAUGGGCAAAGGGGAUGGGAUACAGAGAGGCGGCGGUUCAGAGCUUCACCGCUUCGUCGAACAACUUUGAAUUGUCGAUCGCGGUCUGCGUAGCCGUAUUUGGCCCUAACUCGGACCAAGCUCUCGCCGCGACAAUAGGCCCACUUGUAGAGGUGCCCGUCCUUCUCGCGCUGACCUGGGUCUCGAUAUACCUCGGGAAGCGGCUGCCAUGGCCACCUGUAGAGGUCGAUGCGGGAGGGCAGCAAGUGGAGAGUCUGGCGAGGACGAGUAGGCCGGAGCGAGAGGGCGCAGGGGAGAUUGAGCAGAAGAGUGGAGGAGAUAGAGAGUCUAUAUGA
Molecule: messenger RNA, 1311 nt
Organism: Dioszegia hungarica
Lineage: Eukaryota; Fungi; Basidiomycota; Tremellomycetes; Tremellales; Bulleribasidiaceae
Product: sodium bile acid symporter family-domain-containing protein
Exons: 5
Coding region: 1-1311 (436 amino acids)
Biological process (GO): arsenite transport; antimonite transmembrane transport
Cellular component (GO): plasma membrane
Molecular function (GO): antiporter activity; arsenite transmembrane transporter activity; antimonite transmembrane transporter activity
Source: RefSeq, a predicted model, not a curated record